Phaeodactylum tricornutum CCAP 1055/1 is the source of this 748-nucleotide messenger RNA. RefSeq lists its product with no specific name. Lineage: Eukaryota; Bacillariophyta; Bacillariophyceae; Surirellales; Neidiaceae. The record is from RefSeq and is a predicted model, not a curated record. The coding region runs from base 29 to 448 and encodes 139 amino acids. The transcript has 2 exons.
CAACCACUGAAUCCUAGACUUGAUAAUCAUGCAGCUUUACCUUGUGACCAUUCUCUCUGCCCUUACGGCCGUCGGUGCCUUUACCCCCACCCACUUGUCGCAAAGGAGCCCCACAGUAUUGAGUGCGGAAGCCAACCUGUCGCGUAAGGCAUUCUUUUCAGCCGCUGCUAUAACUUUGUCUGGAGUCGUGCCUCUUGUUCCCGCCUUUGCAAUGGAUCAGGAACUCGUUACGUCUCCCACUGAGCAGUGGGAAACCGGGAAGCCCACGGCCGCCGCAGAGAAAGACCGCAUAGCCCGCUAUGCCAAUGCUCGUACCCAGAUGACUUCGAAUUUUCCGCCAAUCAAGCGUCUUACUCUGGAGCGUAAGAGUCCUGUGACCCGUCUAGAUAUCAACGCACCUGAUUUCACGGCCUACAAGAAAACCUACCCAGGGCUUUUCCGCGAAUAGGUACAUGGACACUUACGAUGCUCUACAUUAGGAUUCACCUAUCGAUGACAUGAAUGCCGUUGUGUCCUCUAUAUCGCGGUACACUUCUAAUAGGAUGUAUGAGAACAGGAAGUAUGGAAGUAUUUCCAUUUAAAAUGAUUAUGGUCAAUCCGCAACAACUGCAUUUGAGCUUUUAAAGUGUGAAGAUGAUCCAAAAGAACUGCCUAGCUGUUCUCAGGCGUAUCGGGAUUAAAAUCUGCUUCGUAGUGACAAGGGUGAAUUAACUCGCCUGUGGCAACGCAAACGUACAUUCGUUCAUCU